Messenger RNA from Phymastichus coffea, 1178 nucleotides. RefSeq lists its product as uncharacterized. NCBI's taxonomy places the organism in Eukaryota, Metazoa, Arthropoda, Insecta, Hymenoptera, Eulophidae. The record is from RefSeq and is a predicted model, not a curated record. The coding region runs from base 211 to 1077 and encodes 288 amino acids. The transcript has 4 exons.
GCCAGUAACAAGUAGGGAUGGCGAGCGUUUAAUAAUCUAGGGGCAGCAUCAGUUGCACGCAUAACUGCCAGCCUUUCGCCCAGUCACGCACGGCAACUCGGACGGACGGAGCGCGUCGACGGCCCCGACGUGCAAGCAUGAGCGAUCGCCACGGCAAUCGGUCGCCUUGAACCUUGAAGCUGCAGUUGUUCAGUUUUCGACUGAACCACGAUGAAAAGUGUCCUGGUGACCUUGUUGCUGCUCGCGCUGGUCGCGAGUAGCAGUGUGCGAGCGAGCGAGGAAACCAGUGACUUGUACCUGCGAAACGUCGUCGAAGAGUUACAAUUCCUCAACGGCCUCGUGCCCUCGGACAGAAGUACCCGUGUAUCCUACCCGACCGACCAGGAGCUACCGACCAUCGGCGAGGCGAGCGUCGAGUCAGCGGCCAGCGCCUCGCUGCCGCAGCAUCAAAUAGCAAGAAAGCCGCCGUCGACGUAUUUGACGGAGCCACCGCAGCCGCCGCAGCCGCCGCAAGCCUCACCGAUGCUCUUGGGCUUCACGGCAGCCGAAUUAGCAGCCAUGUAUCGAAAGGCACUGCAGACUGGUGUCUCCGUGAAGCACAACAAUGCCGAGUACAGCUUCGACAGGACUAAAGUUGUUCCAGCGUUGAGAGUUCAACAGCCUACUUAUGGCUCCAAUUAUGCCUACUACUUUUACCCUCUGAACAGUUUCCGCCACGAACUUGAGAAACAGACUGCUGGCUUUCCUGCUGUUGUAUCCGACGGAUACCAUACCUUGCCCGACUCGGCCUACGCGGCGACGACGAUAACAGACCACGUGAAAAAAGAGUCGAGCAACAAUGGCAUUAUGAACCACAUCAUCACCGGUGUGAGCAGUUUUAUCGGCAUGGCUAUUUUCUUCAUAUUCAGCAUGUUUAUCUAUCCGCGAUUCUUACAUAUGAUGCAUUUUCCCUUCGUUGCCACCUCCAGGACCAAUUUUCGUAACGAGCUUAGUCAUCUUACUGCUUUUGUUACCGAAGCCAUUGACGCUUACAAUCAAAAUAUCAAAAAGAAAUCCAAACACAGACCGCAAAGGUAGCAUACGUGGAUCCAUAGUUUAAUUGAAUUCGAACAAAUCAGCUUGACGGGGUGUCUGAAUAUAUGCAAUUUAAGUUAUUGCAUGGAAUGAAUGGAUAUAAA